Molecule: messenger RNA, 540 nt
Organism: Colletotrichum karsti
Lineage: Eukaryota; Fungi; Ascomycota; Sordariomycetes; Glomerellales; Glomerellaceae
Exons: 3
Coding region: 1-540 (179 amino acids)
Source: RefSeq, a predicted model, not a curated record
AUGGAUCACCACACCGAGCAAAGGUCAUCCAACACAUCCGCUGCCGUCAGCACCUCCGCCUCUCGAUUUCCAGACAUAACGUUCGCCUCCCUUCUUCUCGGCCAGCUGCGCCCCACGCCCUUCCACAGGGAGACCUCGCUGAUGCUCUCCCCAUCACGGCCGACCGAAGCAUGCGAAGCGGUCGCCUCUCGGCCUCUUCGGAUCAUCAUGCAGUCUGACAAGGUCUGCCUGCCGGCGAAAUUCGCGCCCAUGGGUAACCCGCCACCGCCGUCCCCAGCCGCUACUUUCUCCUACUCCUCCGUCUGGCCCACACAACUUGAGGGCACCAAGGCGUUCACGUCACCGUGGGACCACAACAAGGCUAAGAUACGCCAGAUCCAGUCUCGCGGGCACCGGAAUGGUAAUGUCUGCAAAGGAGGAGAUCGCCCGAUUGCAUCAUCGACAGAGUCACCAUUUCCCGACCAGCAGGCCUUCUCCUGCACCCAGACGGUUGUCGAUGAUAACGACGGCCGGCUCCCGCUCGCGACUCCCAACGUCUAG